AUGGCCUCCGCAAAGGGGGUAUUGCGGAACGUGCAGGCGCAGGAGGAAGCGUCUCCGCAUUCCCCGCGGGAAGGGGGGGUCUUGCGCAACGAUGAGCUGGCACGUCAGCUGGAGCAACUUAAAGACAUCGACGCAUUGCAGGCCCUAGCACACAGCAUGGCAGCAGGAGGAAAGGAAGGCUCAUCUGUGCUGACCACGGCUCAACUGGGGGAGGUGAUAUCUGCGCUGCAGGCGCAGGUGCAGGCUGAGGUGGCAACGCAUCAUGACGACCUGCUGCAGCAGCUAUCCUCGUUAAAAGACACAGAGGGCGUGCUGUCUGUGGUGCGCGCUGGAGUCGACUCGUUACUAGCCUCCGUCCAGCGCGUGCGGGCAGAGAUAGCAGACCCGUAUCGGGCCAUUCAGGUGAAGACACGUCAGCUGGCAGCUCUGUACGACACCAUGGAACUGCUGCGAGCUGUGAUCAAGUACCUCAAACUGGUGCGCAAGCUGCGGGAGCAUUUAGCUGCAGGCGUUGAGAAGGCGGAGCUGAGCAAGGCGGGGCAGGUGUGGCAGGAGGUGGGGGCGGUGCACAGGGAGGCGCAGCUGGGGGGGGUGCAUGUGGUGGAGGCACAGCACGAGUGGGUGGCGGAGGCAGGGCAGGCUAUACGGAGAGAGGCGAUGAAGGCGUUGGAAGGAGGCAUGGAGGCGAUGAACCAGGCUGAAGUGGGGAGCGUGCUGCAGGUGUUUUUCAACAUGGGGGAGCUGAGGCAGACGGUGGAUCAGCUGGUAGCGAAGCACAAGGGGCAGGCCAUGCGAGCCGUCGCCACAGGGCUCGACAUGAAGGCUAUCAGUGCGAGCAUGGGAGCAUCAGGAGGUGGAGGAGGCUUGGGUGGCUCCGUGGGCGGACCAGGGGGGGCCAUGCGCAGCGGCACUCCUCCAAUGGGUGGCGCCCCCAGAGCCCGGGAGGCGCUGUGGCAGCGGCUGACUGGAUGCCUGGAUGAGCUGGCGCGUGUUAUGGUGCUGACGUGGCACCUGCAGCGAGUGAUGGCGAAGAAGCGAGAUCCGAUCUCCCACGUCGUGUUCCUGGACCACGUGUUGCAGGUCGGGGGAGGGGGGGUGGUGGUUAGAGGAAAGGGGGAGGGGUGGGCUUGCAGGGGACGCCCUGCCGACAGAGCGGGUGUGGGAGGCCUUACUCCGGGCCUUCUCCUCGCAGCUACGAGCCACGUUCACCGCCUCCUCCUUCGUCAAAGAGACCUUCGUCUCCGCCUACCCCCGCCUCCUCGCCUCCCUAGAAUCCUUCCUGGACCGCCCGCAGGCGGAAGCUCCGCAUGCUCACCCUCUUCCCCACCGCCCACCCCCAUGUGCCUCCAGUCAGGAGACGCACUACCAACAGAGCGAGUGUGGGAAGCCUUACUCCGAGCCUUCUCCUCGCAGCUACGAGCCACGUUCACCGCCUCCUCCUUUGUCAAGGAGACCUUCGUCUCUGCCUACCCCCGCCUCCUCACCUCCCUAGAAUCCUUCCUGGACCGCCUGCAUGCCGAUACAGACGUGCGUGUGCUGGGGGGAGGGGGAGGCGGAGCUGGUGGAGGAGGAGCGGGAGGAGCGGGAGGAGGAGGGUUUGGGUUGGGAGCGGUUGGAGGCGGUGCUGUGGCAGGUUCGUGGGCCAAUGGCGGCACUCCGGCGGUUAUUUCUGUGGAGCAUCGCGCGCAGAUGAUGGCUGCUUUGGAGCCGUUUCAGGCAGCCUAUCUGGCCCUCUCGCUCUCUAGAAUGACCGACCCGAUCAACACCAUGAUGCCAGCCGCAGGGGGCGGGAGGGGAGGUGUGCCGGGGCCGGAGGCGGGGGGGCUGCUGAGGCUCGUGCUGGCGAAUGCGGGCAAGGCGCUUCAACUGCUGGCGGAACGCUGUGAAUACCAGGUUGCAACAGGCCCUGGAUCCCGCCAAGUGCUCGCCCCCUGCUCGCCAGCGCAGCAGCGCAACAUCUCCCUGUGCGUGCUGCUGGGAGCGGUGCACACACGCUGCAUGCACCUGCUCACUAUUCUCCCCUUUUCCCCUCCCCUACACCCUCCAGGUGGCUACAGGCCCAGAGUCACGCCAGGUCCUGGCCCCCUGCUCGCCAGCGCAGCAGCGCAACAUCGCCCUGUGCGUGCUGCUGGGGGCAGUGCACGCGCGCUGCAUACACCUCCUCACUACAUCCUUCACCCCUGUCCCACCCCCUUCCUUUCCCCCCAUCCUCUCCAGGUCGCUACAGGCCCAGAGUCCCGCCAAGUGCUCGCCCCCUGCUCGCCAGCGCAGCAGCGCAACAUCUCCCUGUGCGUGCUGCUGGGAGCAGUGCACACACGCUGCAUGCAGCUGCUGGCCCGCCUGCCAGAGGAGGCAGACUCCGUGAUGGAGGCGGGUGUGGGGUCCGUGCAUGGCGUGGCUAUGGAUGCUGUCGCUCCCCUCUUCAAGGUGUGUGGGUUCAUCUCCUGCUUGGACGUCUCAAAACUACUCGCCCGCCUUCCAGAGGAGGCAGACUGCGUGAUGGAGGCGGGUGUGGAGUCUGUGCACGGGGUGGCCAUGGAUGCUGUUGCUCCGCUCUUCAAGCACAUGAUCUUCCAUGGGCCAUCAGACUGCGUGAUGGAGGCGGGUGUGGGGUCCGUCCGUGCUGUGCUGGGCGUGGCUAUGCAUGCUGUGGCUCCGCUCUUCAAGGCCAUGCGGGAUCGCAUCGAGGCAUGCCUUCUUCAAAUCCACCAGCAGGACUUCUCUUCAGACGACCCCAACGCCCCUCCCGCCUCCACCACCCCGCCACCCCCUGGGUCGGCCUCAAGAAACCGUACCAGCAGCAGCGGGGGAUCCACACCACCCCACAAGCACAACCAGCACAACCAGAAUCAGCAGCACGAGUCAGCGGGGGACAACUGCUCGCCAUACAUGGAGAACACCAUUCGAGCCAUCACCCACUUUCACUCUGAGUUCCUCUCCAAGCUUCUUCUCCCUGACUCCUCCUCUACCUCCUCCUCCUCCUCCGCAGCGCCGGCCUCGUCCAUAUUCGCUGCAUCUCUGUCCGGUGCUGCGGGAUCAGGCCCUCUCUCUCCCUCCACCGCCCUGCCCCCUGCGACUGUCUCUGAGCCUGUUGCUCAGUCCCUUGCCAAACGCCUCGCAUCUCGCACGCUGCUCUUCUUUGUGCGCCACGCCUCGCUGGUACGGCCACUCUCAGAGGCGGGGCGGUUGAGGCUGGCGAGGGACAUGGGCGAGCUGGAAUUCGCAGUGGGGCAGCAUCUCUUCCCCACACACGCCCUCGGCGCCUCCUACCGUGCUCUCCGCGCCUUCCGCCCGCUGCUCUUCGUUGACCUGGAGAAGAUCCCCACCAGCUCGCUACUGCAGGAUCUCCCUCCAAGCGUUGUCCUGCAUCAUCUCUUCUCCCGCGCGCCCCCUGAGCUGCUCUCCCCAUUCACACGCAUUCAGCAGCCCCCAGCACGCUACUCACUCUGGCUGGACCAGCACUCGCAGCAGCAGGCGUGGCAGGGCAUCAAGGCGUCAUUAGAUGAUUACGUGGGGAGUGUGAGGGCGAGGGGUGGGAAGGAGUUUCACCCGGUGUAUGCUGUGAUGCUGCAGCUGGGACAGACGCUGUUGGUGGGAGGCAACGAGGGCAAGUAG
Messenger RNA from Closterium sp. NIES-65, 3615 nucleotides. Lineage: Eukaryota; Viridiplantae; Streptophyta; Zygnematophyceae; Desmidiales; Closteriaceae. The record is from the annotation of a GenBank genome assembly.